UUCAAAUCUCGCAAUAUGCAUAUUUUAAAACCGGCCUCUGUUCGCGCCAUUGCUGUGACGUAAUAGGUGUCAAUUCAGUUCAAGCGAGAAGGUGAGAAAACACUUGUUGUGUUUGCAUUAGAGGUGAUUAUCUCAGCGAUUAGCCGUUAUCAGUUCAGAUUGGUGAAAAGUGGAUGAUUGACCAUCAUUAUGGUGUAUUGUGCGGCCUACGGAUGUACAAACGUGCAUACGAAAGGCUGUGGAAAGAGUUUUUUCAACUUUCCGAAAGAUGCUCGUCGGAGGAAAAUAUGGACGAUUUUUUGUAAACGCGAGAGCUUCGUCCCUACUACAAACCAUCGUUUAUGCUCUGACCAUUUUACGAAGAAUCAACUUCAGAGGGACCCAGCCCAUUUAGAGAGGUUAGGCUACGAAGGGGCAAGGACUCGGUUGAAAGUAGAUGCAGUGCCAGACGUUCCCCUCCCCAUUCACGCCAAAGAGAAUAAUGGCGCUGUGCAAUUGGUUCUGCCUGCCAAACCUAGAGGGGCCUACGCAAAACGCCAGAAAGCUGAGAUGUUUCGUCAAGCUUUUCAAGAAUUGGAGCCUCGGCCUUCAGAGAACAACACCUUACCUGAUCACUCCAUUGACCUAAUUGAACCAGGGGAUCCCAAUGAUGAGCAUCCCAUUGAACCCACUGCAUCAACAAAUGCAAUACCAGAGACCCAAUCAAAAAAAUGCCAGGCCACACUUCAAGUUCCACAGAGGACAAGGCGGAUCCAAGUGUCAUUGGAUAAGAAAAACAUGGUGUCCACAAGUACUCAGUGCUCAAGCCUGACUGACAACAUUCCACUUAGAGUAGCUGCUGGUCUGACCCCUGUCCUUCAGCAGCAUGCAGUUGAGAAUGUGGAGGACAAUGAUGAUGAUAGUGACAUUGAGGGUGGUGACAUUGAGGGUAGUGAUGAGGACCCUGACUUUGACCUAGAUAGUGAAUAUCCAGAGAGUGAUAGCAGUGAUGAAGAGGAUGAAGAAUUCCAGCUGAGCACUGAUAUAACACCGGAAGAGGAGAGACAGUUUUUAGUGUCUGAGGUACAGUUAGCCAAACUUUUGCAAAAUUGUAGAGUUUGUGGUAGUGCAUGUCACACAGUAGUGAAUGGUGUUCGUGGAACCAUGAUUUCAACAUCCUCUGUGUGCCCUAAUGGACACUCUAGUACUUGGGAAAGCCAAAGAUGCCAUCAUGGAAUGCCAUGGGCAAAUUUGUUGGUUGCUGGUGCUAUUGUGUUUAGUGGAGCGAAUGCCUCAAAAAGCCUCAGACUCUUUCGACAUCUGAACCUGCAGAUGAUGUCCAUGUCCACAUUCAGCAGACUGCAGGCAUCUUAUGUUGUACCUGCCUCCAUUUUCACAUGGGACUUCCAUCAACAGACCCUUCUUGCGGAGUACCAGGGAAGAUCUUUGACCCUUGGUGGAGACGCACGGUGUGAUUCUCCUGGAUUCUCAGCGAAAUUUGGCUCCUACACGUUGAUGGAAUUGACCAGUGGAACAAUUCUGGAUUUUCAGUUAGUGCAGAGUAAUGAAGUACCAGGGUCAACACACAUGGAGUUGGAGGGGUUAAAGAGAGGGCUGAAACACCUAGAAGACGCAGGUCUACAUAUUGAAAAUCUUGUCACUGAUCGACAUGGUAUGAUAAAGAAAUACAUGCGAGAGGAUCACCAAGACAAGAACCACUUCUUCGAUGUGUGGCAUGUGGCUAAAGGAAUUUCUAAGAAACUGGAGACAGCAUCAAAGAAGAGAGAUUGCGGCAACAUUAGGCCCUGGAUCAAGUCCUCGGUGAACCACUGUUACUGGGUAGCUGCAUCCUGUGGUGGGGACAGUGAACUAAAGGUGCAAAAAUGGUCCUCCCUUGUCCAGCAUGUUUCAAAUCAGCAUGAACAUUGUGAACAUGAACUGCUCAAUGAGGAGAGGUUGUGGCUGAAAGAGGGAUCAAGAGCUCACAAACUCUUCAGGGAAGUUGUGGAGAGCAGAUACUUGACAAGAGAUGUAGGCAAGCUGUCUCCCCUCCAUCAGACAUAUGGGUUAGAAAUGUAUCAUAGCGUCGUGAAUUCCUUUGCACCAAAAAACACCCACUUUUUCUACCCAGCUAUGAUGGCAAGACUAUGUGUCUCUGCACUCCAUUUUAAUGAAAAUGGACAACGUCACCAGGCCACAACCAAAGAUGGGGUAGCACGUUGGCAGAUCAGCUAUCCAAAGGGGAAAAAAGGGACCCAAGCUGUUGUAAAGCCCAACAAAACAGCAGUUACAUUUGACUAUGUAGAUAUCCUCCGGAUAAAUCUAUGCGAGCGACGAAGACAGCAUCCCUCAUACACUCAGUCCAAAGAUGACGCUCACGUGUCCCUUGGAUAUUGCCCGCCAGCACUGACGUUAGGAUUUGAGGGCUUUGUAAAAGAAGAUCUGAUAGCUACGCGUCGUUCCAGGUUCAGUCAUUGA
Molecule: messenger RNA, 2457 nt
Organism: Magallana angulata
Lineage: Eukaryota; Metazoa; Mollusca; Bivalvia; Ostreida; Ostreidae
Exons: 7
Coding region: 190-2457 (755 amino acids)
Source: RefSeq, a predicted model, not a curated record